AUGAGCAGAGAGGAGAGCUUAUGGCAGAACGAAUUAAAAGAUCUCAUAUGGCUGGAGCUCCAAGCCUACCACGCCGACAGGACCCCCGUCGAGGAAGACGCCUACCUUUGCAUGGCCCGCGAAUGCGUCGAGCCUCUUUUGAACGAUAUCAAAAAUUACAAAUUCCAGAGACCAUCCAGAAGGUAUCUAACCCAAAACAGCGACAGCGGCCUGGAGGAGGACUGUCCCGGCUGCGUUUCGAUCUACUGUCACCCGUGCUUAGAGGCUCAAAACGAGGCGCUCGGCGAGAUCGAACGGUUGCUCAAACGCCUGGAGGAGGCCGAGCGAUUGUUCCCAUCGAGCAAGGCCUUCGCGGAGCUCUAUCCGCUCUACAGAUCGCCGGAGAUCGUCGGCAGGGUGAGGGCCAUGUGCCAAUGGUACAAUAUGACCAAAAUACAGCGGUUGAAGUUGAACAUUUUGGGGAGAUUGGUGGUUUUGUUGGAUAGCAAACGGUCGGAUUGGCCUUGUAGCUCGGCGGGGGACGAUAACGGUUCCGGCAGCCCAUCGGACAGCAACAACAGCACCAAUUCAACCUUCAGCCUCAUCAGCAACCAAGAUUGCUCAAACACCAACGAUCUCUACCAACCCGUCUCGCCCAUUUGCGAUCUUUUAGCUCCCAAAUCCGGCUCGAACAAAGUCUCCCCCUACCGGAGGUACAUCGAGAACGUGCUCAAAACCCGAGCGCUCGACAAGAGCCUCAAUUUUCUGAGCAAUUUGCACAGCCACGUGCUCAGGAAGACUCAGAUCACGCUGGAGUAUCCGGACGAUGCGGGGGUUUUCUCGAGAACCGGGUGUUGCUCAGACGAUGAGGAGCUCAGAAGAUACGGCUGUUGGAGCCCCGAAUACAAAACCUUAGAUCUACCAUCAUACAGGACGUUGUUCAUAUUUUUGGCCACCGUUCCAUUGGAAGUCGUACACGAAUAUUUGCUGAUGCGAUUGGAACAGAAACCGACCAAUCCGUCCGCUCUGAGCAUCAGGCAGCUGAUGAGAGAACUGAAAACCGGAUUGUACAAGGCUAUCCAGGAAAGAGAAAGAGCCUGUCGAUACAUCGAAUCGGCCACGUCCGGUACCAACAUUGCAACGGUGGAAUUCCGCGAAAAAGUGGAGAAAUUCGACGAGUGCAUCCGGCAGAUAUUCGUCGAUUUCUUGGAUUAUUUGCAACAGUGGGUGCUUUUGAGCAAAACAUUCCAGAAGAAUUUGCUCGAAGAGGAGUUCGAAUUUUGCAUGUUCGUGUGCCGAUCGUUUCCGCGAUUCAAUACGAUUGUGGGGGCGAAAUUCGCUCAUAUUAUGGGGACCAUUUUGAGGAAUACCGGACAGAGAUUGAUUGAAAGGAUUGACGAUUCGUUGGAGACUUUGUCGGCUAAUAAUCAGGCUGAUGGAUUGGUUAAGCAAAACUUAUUCACAUUUUGUCGCAAACUCCAAUCGGUCUUCAACGAAGAACGCGAAACGAGCCUAAAAACGAUGGGAUUCGUCAAAACCAACUUUAGAUCUGAAAACGAUCUCGUUCCGGAUGAUUGCAAAAUCUUCGUAAAGGAUUCCAUAGUGGCGUUUAAAUGCAUCAUACCCGACAGCAUCGUAAAAGUCCAAACUCUGUUCGAUCAUCUGAACGAUCCCACACUGGACGAGGCCGAUAAAAUCGCUUUGAGCUCUCGAAUCAGGGAAAUUCUGAUGCAAAUCUACCGAUUCGGAUUCGAAUUCUACAAAGACCUCUCCGACGCCGCCUCGGAGGACCGCCAACGCUGCCGGCUCGUCGCCAGCAUGAUCGACUUCGCCGAUCUCUGGAUGAAAUUCGCCACCGAACGGUGCGAAAGGGGCCGCGGAAUGCGCCCCCGCUGGGCCUACCAGGGCAUCGAUUUCCUACUCACCGUCUGCGAACCGGCCAACACCCGCUACUUGAACGAAGGCCAAUUCGAAGAGCUCAAGAAGAACAUGGACCGGUGCAUAUCGCACGUGAUCGGCACGACGGCGGCGGCGACGGCGACGACGCCCGACGUCGGUUUGAGGACGGCGUCGCCGCGGUCGAGUUUGGAGCAGAUGAGGUGCAGGUCGAGGGGCUCGUCGCCGAGUCCGAGGCCGACUUAUAAGAGUCAGAGGUCGGGGCAGGGGAGGAGGAUCGGGGCGGAGCAACAGUCGCCCGGGGUUGAUGGUUCGGAUGGGUGCGGAGCGAAUAAUAGUUUUCGCAGAGAGGAUUCGAAGAACGGCCAGGUCUGCAUAAAAAUCGAAUUCUCCCAAAAAGGACACUCCGAAAAAUUCCGCGACGCCGUCGAAGCCCUGGAGACGGACCUGGACGACGAGCUGAAGCGCAGGAAUCUCAUCGGGCGGGUGCUCGAAGACAGGACGAACAAGAAUUUCUCGAUCAGGAGGAACGUGAACUUUUCGUGGCAGCGCGGCAUCAAAAUCGGUCAAGGCCGUUUCGGAAAAGUCUACACGGCGGUAAACAACAACACCGGCGAGAUGAUGGCCGUCAAAGAAAUCCCCCUACAACACAACGACACUCACACCAUCAAACGCAUAGCCGAAGAGAUGAAAAUCCUCGAAGGCAUCGUCGACGACAACCUCGUCCGAUCCUAUGGCGUCGAAGUCCACAAGGACGAGAUGCUCAUCUUCAUGGAAUACUGUUCGGAGGGCACUUUGGAACAUUUGGUGGCCGCCACCGAACGGGGCCUGCCCGAGCUGUUGGUGCGCAAGUACGCCUUUCAAUUGGUCUCGGGCGUCGCUUGUUUGCACGAUCACGGCGUGGUGCAUAGGGAUAUCAAAACGGCGAAUAUAUUUUUGACGGACGGCGGGAAUCGCUUGAAGAUCGGCGAUUUCGGUUGCGCCGUUCGGAUUAAAUCGAGCAUGACGAUGCCCGGGGAGUUGAAGGGGUUCGUCGGAACGCAAGCUUACAUGGCGCCCGAGGUGUUCACGAAAAACAUGUCCGAAGGACACGGCAGGGCGGCCGACGUCUGGUCGAUCGGCUGCGUGGUGGUGGAAAUGGCAUCGGGACAAAGGCCUUGGGCCCAAUACGAUUCGAAUUUCCAGAUCAUGUUCAAGGUGGGAAUGGGCCAGAGCCCCGAUCCGCCCCCGGACAUGAUCGACGAAGGGCUGGACUUUCUCGACAUGUGCUUCAAGCACGAUCCGAAGGAGAGGGCGACGGCUCGGGAAUUGCUCGCGCACGAUUUCGUUUUGUUGCCGGUUAAUUGCGGAUGAGAUUUUUGUGGGGUUUUUUUUUACCUCUGUCGAGAUAGUGGGAGCAAAUGAGCUGAAUCGAUUCGGACAUGUUGCAUUAUUUAGUGCUUAUUUUGGGCUAAUUUGUGCCACUAAAAGAAAAUUUGUACUACGUGCCGAUUUGACAAAAAUCGUGGCGCUGCUAGCUUAAUAAACUGCUCCACAAAGUUAAGGAAGUUCGCAAAUUUUGCGAUUAUUUUUAAAGUUACAGACUUUUUGCUCAUCAAAUUUUCAAAUAUGCGAAAUUAAAUAUUUUCUCUCAUCUUGUGAGUGGAUUUUUU
Phyllotreta striolata is the source of this 3527-nucleotide messenger RNA. The record is from the annotation of a GenBank genome assembly. NCBI's taxonomy places the organism in Eukaryota, Metazoa, Arthropoda, Insecta, Coleoptera, Chrysomelidae.